UCAAGAUUUUCAUUUUUACAAGUGUGCUGUCUGUCCUCAUCUGCUGUACUUUAAUGUACUGGAGGCUCCAGGUCAGGUUGAGGUGUUAUGAACAGGGUGGUGUGAGGCGAGGAGAGAGGAUUUGGUCCUCAGCUGGGUACAUGAUCCUCGUCAUCGUCUUCUGCUGGACUCCAGCUCUUGUGCUGAUUGGUUUUUCUUUUGUUUGCUCUGAGACGGACAGAUUGUUUCCUCUCUUCAUCAUACAGGCCGUGUCAGUUUCUCUGCACGGUUUCCUCAACAGUAUCGUCUAUGCCUGGAGACGCCGUAACUUCCGAGAAGCUGUGCUCAGGGAGAGAAUGCCUCUGCUGACUUACACACACCGAGCCUUCUUUGACCAAUCCCUGAGAAAUGACACUGAGGAAACAGGAAGUGCAUAGAAUUAAUAUCAGGCAUUAAGAGACAAGUUACAUUCAAGAAAUACAAAUGACAUCACAAUGCAAGGGCCCUUUUUAAUCAGACUGGAGAGAUUUGAUCAAAAUGACAGGAUGGUGAUUUAUUACAUCUGCAUGAAUUUUUCACUCUCGAGGUGGAAAAACAUAUUUUGAGUGUGUGAUGGAUGCUGAAAUCACACACAUCAGAAUUCAGACCCUGACUUAAAUGAUCUCUUAGCCAGUGUAGUUAUCUUAA
Messenger RNA from Neoarius graeffei (lesser salmon catfish), 666 nucleotides. Its product is annotated as cannabinoid receptor 2-like. NCBI's taxonomy places the organism in Eukaryota, Metazoa, Chordata, Actinopteri, Siluriformes, Ariidae. The record is from RefSeq and is a predicted model, not a curated record. The coding region runs from base 54 to 416 and encodes 120 amino acids. Gene Ontology annotation, molecular function: G protein-coupled receptor activity. Gene Ontology annotation, biological process: adenylate cyclase-activating G protein-coupled receptor signaling pathway. Gene Ontology annotation, cellular component: plasma membrane. The transcript is spliced from 4 exons.